CCAAGUGGCUGGCAGAGAUAAUGGGCGCGUGGGGCAAGCAGUUUGCGGGGUGGCAGAAGUACGGGUUGUGUGCGACCGCGUGGGGUCUGACCUGCACGGACGUGUCGGGGCGAGUUUCUUCCAUGUCUCUCCCAUCGCAGCAGCUGAGUGGAGGUAUCCCAUCCGCCAUAAGCCUCUUGACCUAUCUCACACGCCUGGACUUGAGCUCCAACCAGCUCUCCGGCCCCCUUCCUGACUUCCUUGGGGCGCUGCUCAACCUUCAAUACCUAGACUUAAGCAGCAACUCGUUUGACGGAACCAUUCCCAGCAGCUUCAGCAACCUUGUGAACCUGCGAUCGCUCUCUCUGCACCACAAUCAAUUAUCGGGCCCCAUUCCCCCUUUCAUCGACCAAGCCAAGCUCCUCUCCCUCGU
Closterium sp. NIES-65 is the source of this 412-nucleotide messenger RNA. The record is from the annotation of a GenBank genome assembly. NCBI's taxonomy places the organism in Eukaryota, Viridiplantae, Streptophyta, Zygnematophyceae, Desmidiales, Closteriaceae.